GAUCGAGUCAGGACCAAUGGGUCGGACUCAUUGACCAAGGUCGGACGGGCGGGACGUCAGUCAGCUGUCAAAACGAUUUUUCGUUUGUCAUUUCUGCAUGAUUUCUUGAAUUCCGAGUUUCUGUUUUAUAUUUUCAUUGCGGUUGUUUGUUUUGGGAAAUCGUAAAGAUUUAGAUAAAUCAGUAAUAUUGUUUUGAAUAUAUUAGCUCAUUGAAAAAAUGGAGAGCCAAACAUGCAUAUUUUUAGGUAUCAAAGUAAAACCUGGGCCUAUUAUUCGCCAUAAGGUUGAGAAUUUUCCACUUGAAAAUACUGUGGAUAGUCUUAAAUCGGAGGCCGAAAAAGAAACAAGUGUACCAUCGGCAUCUUUGGAACUAAUCCAUCAUGGAAAGAUAUUGAAAGGCAAUGCUACCCUGCAAGACAGUGGUGUCAAGAAUGGAGAGACAGUCCAUGUAGUGAAGAAAAAGGAGCCCACUACGCAGCCACCAGCUCCUACAUACUCUGAUGCCGAGAUACAACAACUAAAUGCUUCACUCAGAAUGCUAGGUUGCACCCCAAAUGCCCCUGGAUGGACUAGAGCUAUGCAGUUGCUGAAUGACGAGUCAGCCAUGGCGGAAAUAGUUGAGCAGGCGCCAUCGUUGGGCGAAGACUGUGUGAUGCUGUCAAUCCUUCACGAGGUAGAGCUGCUGGCGGCGCUGGGAGCGAACGUGACCACGAUGCGACGCGGCGCCAGCGCGCACCCCGAGCUGCCGCGCGCGCUGCGCCAGCUCACGAGGCUGGUGCGCGCGCGCUCCACACCCACCACUAAUAGUGACAAUGCUCUGACGUCAGGGUUUGCAUACUCCCUGGAAGCACUAUCGGAAGACGAGGACGCCGACGAGGAGGACAAUGAGGAGGGCGAGCGCACCCCCAUCACUCACGAGCAACUGACAGCUGCCCUACAGGCGGCGGAGGCAGCGUCGUCGUCGAGCCGCAGCGGCGCGCAGGACAGCCUGCUGCGGCUGCUGCAGGCCGCCGACCACGCGCCCGACGCUGCCGCCACCACUGCCGCAGGUGCUCGUCCAGUGAUUACCCCGGAAAUGUUCCGCGAAGCUAUCACAGAAGCGAUCGCGUCCAACCGCCCGCGCCCCGCCGCCACGCCUAUGGAACAGAACACUGCUGCUGCAUCAUCGUCAGCGAGUCCGCUGUCGCUGCAGACGGACUACACGGUGUCGCUGCAGCGCAUGCACGAGAUGGGGCUCCGGGACGACGCGCUCAACGUGCGGGCGCUCAUCAUCUGCGAGGGUGACGUGAACGCUGCCAUCAACCUGGUGUUCAGCGGCGCCAUCGGCGACGACUAGCGGGACGUGAUCCAGACGCUCCUUCGCAAAGGAGUGGAUUAAUCUGGAUCUAACUGGUUACCGCAACUUUGUGAUGCCCAAGGACUAAGUGUUAUAAUCUCCGAGUGAAUAAUAUAUAAUCUCAAAUUGAUCGUUUGAUCUAUUGCAGCGGUUUUCAAAGUGUUUUCCGCGGAGUCCUGGGGGCUCCGGCUCCGCAGACUACACGGCCCAAAGCAUUUGGGCUUCGCCAAAAGUACCGUCUAGUAGCUUUAUUUUACAUGAAAAACGCGUUCGAUAAAUGAUGUUUAUAUGAUUUAAUAAUUUUGAGAAGUUACUAUUCGAAACUAUAAAAUAUGAACUUUAUUCAAUGUCAAUAAUAAUAUGUCAAAUGUAUGGAUUUUUA
Plodia interpunctella (Indianmeal moth) is the source of this 1718-nucleotide messenger RNA. RefSeq lists its product as uncharacterized. Gene Ontology annotation, biological process: ubiquitin-dependent protein catabolic process. Gene Ontology annotation, molecular function: polyubiquitin modification-dependent protein binding. Gene Ontology annotation, cellular component: cytosol. NCBI's taxonomy places the organism in Eukaryota, Metazoa, Arthropoda, Insecta, Lepidoptera, Pyralidae. The coding region runs from base 218 to 1336 and encodes 372 amino acids. The transcript is spliced from 8 exons. The record is from RefSeq and is a predicted model, not a curated record.